AUGGAUUUCAUCGUUGAUACGAUAGGCGACGAUGAUCUUCAAGUAAAAUCAGAAUUAUUAGACGAAAACGAUCGACUCCUUAUAGAUGAUGAAAACAAGACUGAGGCUAUAUUGGCUUUAUUUGAAAAGAAAAAGGAAGAGCUCGAUAAGGUGGCAAUGGAAAGGGAAGAAGUGCAUAGCAAAUUAAAAGGUCUAAAAAUUGACAGUGUCUUCGAAGAUUUUUUCAGUGAAAUGGGAUGGAACAACUCUAUAAUAGUAAAAAAAGUAAAGAAGAAAAAAAAACUUUUUCAUUUUGAGCAAUUAGAUAUUGAGACAGGGAAUCUUAAAUCUAAGUUGGGAUCAGUAAAUGUCGAUAAAGAAAUGGAAAAGUCGGUUUUGCAACCAGGACUAGAAAAGAAAAAUCGCUUGCCAAGAUAUGAUAUAAGUGAUAAACGGCUGAAGGCACUAAGAAGAAAACAACGAGAGAAGACUAAAGGUCCUGGAUGGUUCGACAUGAAGGCCCCUGCAAUGACUGAAGAGUUAACAAAUGACUUGCAAGUUCUUAAAAUGAGAUCCGUCAUGGAUCCAAAGCAUUUUUAUAAGAAAAAUGAUAUGGAAGUUCUACCAAAAUACUUUCAGGUUGGUCGUAUUGAAGACUCUGCUCUUGACCAUGUUAAUGAGCGUUUAACAAGGAAGGAAAGGAAGAGGACAAUGGUGGAUGAAUUGUUAGCAGAUGUCGAAUUCCAAAAAUAUAAUAAGAAAAAAUAUAAAGAGAUAAUUGAAGAUAAGAGAAAAACUGAAUAUAGAACAUUCAUGAGGGACAAACGGCAGAAGAAUAAAACUGAGUUAAAAAAAACUAAAUUAAAAAGCAAAAAAAAUGCACAGAAU
Iphiclides podalirius (scarce swallowtail) is the source of this 867-nucleotide messenger RNA. NCBI's taxonomy places the organism in Eukaryota, Metazoa, Arthropoda, Insecta, Lepidoptera, Papilionidae. The record is from the annotation of a GenBank genome assembly.